Messenger RNA from Misgurnus anguillicaudatus (oriental weatherfish), 2237 nucleotides. Lineage: Eukaryota; Metazoa; Chordata; Actinopteri; Cypriniformes; Cobitidae. The record is from RefSeq and is a predicted model, not a curated record.
UAUCAGACAGGCAGCUGAGCGCGCAGGACCCCGCGCAGGCACGCGCACACGUGUUUGUCUACAGCCAUGGCGGACAUGCAGAUGAAGAUUCUGCGCAAAAAACUCAAUAAGAGAAGUGAGAAAAAUAAACAACGCACACUGCUCAAAAAUCAGAAAGAACAAAAAGAUAACGAUGAAGAGGUGAAGGCAGUGCUGGAGGAAUCUGAUGUGACCAAUGAAACUACACAAACAUCCACUGAAAAACCGCAACAGAGUUUAUCCACAGUUGAUCAUGAACCCUCACAAACCAUCAAGAAAAAGAAAACGAAAAGAAAAUUGGACAGUACAGAUUCAACACCAAGUGUAAAAAAGGUUAAAAAGCAGAAGGCAGGUAAACAUACAACAGAAGUGUCAGAAGAAGAAAAAGAAAUACCAGAAGAUGAAGAAGAAGGUGCAGAACCUGAAAAUUUGCCAGAAAAUGGAAAUGAAGAGGGUUCGGCCGAUGAAGAGGAAGAUGAUGAACUUCCAGAGCUUCCAUCUGGACUGACAGGAGCGUUUGAGGACACAUCAUUUGCAUCUUUGGCGGGCGUUGUGAGUGAAAAUACAUUGAAGGGAGUAAAAGAAAUGGGUUUUGAAGACAUGACAGAGAUCCAGCACAAGACCAUACGCCCCCUGCUGGAAGGAAGGGACGUGUUGGCAGCAGCCAAAACAGGCAGUGGUAAAACUCUGGCUUUCUUAAUUCCCUCCAUUGAGCUCAUCUACAAACUCAAAUUCAUGCCAAGGAAUGGAACUGGAGUGGUUAUUUUAUCACCUACCCGUGAGUUGGCCAUGCAGACGUAUGGUGUGCUGAAGGAAUUGAUGACCCAUCACGUGCACACUUACGGUCUCAUCAUGGGAGGAAGCAAUCGCUCGGCUGAAGCACAGAAGCUCUCUAAUGGAGUCAAUAUUUUGGUGGCUACACCUGGAAGACUUCUGGAUCACCUGCAGAACACACCUGCAUUUAUGUACAAGAACCUUCAGUGUCUGAUCAUUGAUGAAGCUGACAGGAUUUUGGAGGUGGGAUUCGAAGAGGAACUCAAACAGAUCAUCAAACUGCUGCCGAAAAAAAGGCAAACAAUGCUGUUUUCAGCAACACAGACACGUAAAGUGGAAGACCUUGCACGAAUCUCUCUUAAAAAGGAGCCGCUGUAUGUGGGAGUGGAUGACAAUAAAGAUACAGCCACCGUGGAAGGACUAGAACAAGGUUAUGUCGUAUGUCCUUCAGAGAAACGAUUCUUGCUACUCUUCACGUUUCUGAAGAAGAACCGCAAGAAGAAGCUCAUGGUGUUUUUCUCAUCCUGCAUGUCUGUAAAGUAUCACUAUGAACUGCUCAAUUACAUCGACCUGCCCGUCAUGGCCAUUCAUGGGAAGCAGAAACAGACAAAGAGAACCACCACAUUUUUCCAGUUCUGUAACGCAGACUCUGGGAUUCUUCUCUGUACUGAUGUCGCAGCCAGAGGUCUGGAUAUCCCAGAGGUGGACUGGAUUGUUCAGUAUGACCCACCUGAUGAUCCCAAGGAGUACAUCCAUCGUGUAGGACGAACGGCUCGUGGUAUUGAUGGCAGAGGACACGCCCUCCUGAUCUUGAGACCAGAGGAGCUUGGAUUCUUGCGAUUCCUCAGACAGGCUAAAGUUCCCCUGAGUGAGUUUGAGUUCUCCUGGAGUAAAAUCUCUGAUAUUCAGUCUCAGAUGGAGAAGCUGAUAGAGAAGAACUAUUACCUUCAUAAAUCAGCUCAGGAGGCCUACAAGUCCUAUGUCAGAGCUUACGACUCACAUUCCCUCAAACAGAUUUAUAACGUAGAGACGCUCGACCUUCCCAAGGUGGCAUUGUCGUUUGGGUUUAAAGUGCCGCCCUUUGUGGACCUCAAUGUCCACAGCAGUAAAGGAGUGAAGAUGAUGAAGAGAGGAGGUGGAGGAGGCUUCGGAUACCAGAAAUCUAAGAACGUUCACAAGGCCAAGAUCUUCAAACAUGUCAACAAAGGCAAAGGAGAUAGAAGGCAGUUUUCACGCUGAGAUGUUUUCCUGAGACACUUCUCUGAUCUUUGUGGAGUUGAUAUCAGGCUACAUUGUAAUAUUGUGUCACACGCCUUUGUUGGUCUGCAUUCCAUGUCUGUACAGAAAUCUUUUUUCAGAGGCCAUUAUACUGUUAUAUAAUAGUUUUUUUCUCUAUUAAACUUUUCGUGUUACUGGUCCAACUGAAAAUAAAACAUGGAAACAUC